GAGAGUAUCACAUUCAUCUCACUCUGCACCAAGCAAUGGAAUCUCAUCUUAAUUCCAAAACAUUAUUUCUUGUGCUUUUCUUCUUAACCUUUGCACAAACUUGCUAUGGAGCAGUUCUCUUCUCUUCCCUUCCACAAACUCUGCUUGUCUCUGCUUCUCCUAAAGAAGGCCAAGUUGUAAAAGCUGGAGAAGACAGCAUAAGUAUGAGCUGGGGACUGAACCAGAGCUAUGAAAGAGGGGUAGAUGAGUCAUAUAAGACCACAAAGGUGAAACUAUGCUAUGCCCCAGAAAGCCAGGCAGACCGAGGAUGGAGGAAAACUGUGGAUGACCUUAGCAAGGACAAAACAUGCCAAUUUAGCAUAGUUGAAAGGCCUUACUACAGUAGUGAAAAAAACCAAAGUUUUGAAUGGAUGAUAGAGACUGAUGUUCCCACAGCCUUGUAUUUCGUUAGAGCUUAUGCAUAUGAUUCGGCUGGUAAUGAGGUGGCUUAUGGUCACACCAUUGCUCUCUUCAAGGUUCAAGCAACCAGUGGCCGCCAUUUGUCUCUUGACAUUGCUGCGGCUUGCUUCUCUGGCUUCGCUUUGGUGUCUGUCUUUGGGUUCUUCUUUGCAGAAAAAAGGGGUAGAAGGCUUAUGGCUGCAAACAAUUGAUGAGAGGAUAACGCAACUCUCCUCACUGAUUAGAAAGGAGAAAUUGUGGAGAAAAUUUUAAUAAUAAGGUCAAAGUUCAAAUAUUGUUUACAAAGAAUAGAAUUGUUCCCCGUAUGAGGGGUUCCAUUGGAGA
This is a messenger RNA of Ipomoea nil (Japanese morning glory), 783 nucleotides long. Its product is annotated as high-affinity nitrate transporter-activating protein 2.1-like. Gene Ontology annotation, biological process: response to nitrate; nitrate transmembrane transport. The record is from RefSeq and is a predicted model, not a curated record. The coding region runs from base 36 to 650 and encodes 204 amino acids. The transcript has 2 exons. NCBI's taxonomy places the organism in Eukaryota, Viridiplantae, Streptophyta, Magnoliopsida, Solanales, Convolvulaceae. Gene Ontology annotation, cellular component: plasma membrane. Gene Ontology annotation, molecular function: nitrate transmembrane transporter activity.